Messenger RNA from Tetranychus urticae (two-spotted spider mite), 360 nucleotides. NCBI's taxonomy places the organism in Eukaryota, Metazoa, Arthropoda, Arachnida, Trombidiformes, Tetranychidae. The record is from RefSeq and is a predicted model, not a curated record.
UACAAAAGAUUAGACUUCUCUCAGUGGAGCUGUGAUCGGUGAAUUAAAGGAAAAUCAAUAUUCUGUCUUGUUCUGUUGUUGUAUCGUGAUUCAAUUAAUUUAAUUUAUCAUCAAAAUGUCUGCUAUUCGUGUUGUCAACCCUAAAGCUGAUGUCGCCCGACACUCUCAAGCCUUGAACAUCAAUAUUAGUGGGGCUCGAGGUCUCCAAGAGGUGAUUAAAUCUAACCUGGGUCCACGAGGAACUAUGAAAAUGCUUGUUUCUGGUUCUGGUGACAUCAAAAUUACCAAAGAUGGAAAUGUUCUCCUGCAUGAAAUGGUAAGUAUAAUUAUUUCUAGUCAAGAAUAGUGUCUCUAGUUUAU